Messenger RNA from Styela clava, 5308 nucleotides. Its product is annotated as MAP/microtubule affinity-regulating kinase 3-like. The record is from RefSeq and is a predicted model, not a curated record. Gene Ontology annotation, biological process: protein phosphorylation; intracellular signal transduction; microtubule cytoskeleton organization. Gene Ontology annotation, molecular function: ATP binding; tau-protein kinase activity. Lineage: Eukaryota; Metazoa; Chordata; Ascidiacea; Stolidobranchia; Styelidae. Gene Ontology annotation, cellular component: cytoplasm.
UUGUUUAUAAUCAUGUUUCAAUCUAUAGUGUGAUAGUUAGGGGUCUCGUCUCCAAUCACAAUCUUGAAUUUACGAAUCAAGUCUGGUGUUGCGUGGCAUGACAGCAAGGAUGGGUUUGCCCACAGUUAAAGAAGGAAUGGAUAGAGGGGGUGGCGGAGAUGGACCUGGAAAUAGUGUAAAUUCGACACACAAUCAUAAUCACAGCAGUGGGAUUCAACGGCAAAGCAGUCGUGUUGCUUGUCCAGAUGAACAACCACAUAUUGGAAAAUACCGUGUUUUAAAAACGAUAGGAAAAGGAAAUUUUGCAAAAGUGAAGUUAGCUCGACAUGUUCUAACAGGAAGAGAAGUGGCAAUCAAGAUUAUAGACAAGAAACAAUUGAAUCCAAGCAGUUUACAAAAGCUUUUUCGAGAAGUUCGAAUUAUGAAACACUUGGAUCAUCCUAAUAUAGUCAAACUUUAUGAGGUUAUUGAAAAUAGUAAACAACUUCUUCUUGUGAUAGAAUAUGCUAAUGGAGGCGAAGUUUUUGAUUAUCUUGUUGCUCACGGUCGAAUGAAAGAAAAGGAAGCCCGGGCUAAAUUUCGCCAGAUUGUUUCUUCAGUGCAAUACCUACACUCAAAACACAUUGUACAUCGUGACCUCAAGGCUGAAAAUCUUCUGCUUGAUUCGGAUAUGAACAUUAAAAUAGCCGAUUUUGGAUUUAGUAACGAAUUUACACCAGGCUUAAAACUUGAUACAUUUUGUGGAAGCCCUCCCUAUGCUGCACCCGAACUUUUUCAAGGCAAAAAGUAUGAUGGACCAGAAGUAGACGUUUGGUCUCUUGGUGUUAUUUUAUAUACACUUGUGAGUGGUUCCUUACCUUUCGAUGGACAAAAUUUAAAAGAACUGAGGGAGAGAGUCUUGAGAGGAAAGUAUCGCAUUCCCUUUUACAUGUCUACAGACUGUGAAAAUCUCUUGAAACGUUUUCUUGUUCUCAAUCCUCUCAAACGAGGAACUCUCACAUCUAUAAUGCAAGACAAAUGGAUGAAUAUAGGAUAUGAAGAUGACCCAUUGAAGCCACAUAUACAUCCAGAUUUAUCAGAAAAAGAUGAAGACAGAAUAAGUGCAAUGAUAGACAUGGGAUAUAAACGAGAUGAAGUUAUAAAAUCAAUACAAAGUCAUGCUUACGACGAAGCAUAUGGGACAUAUCUAUUACUUGGCACACGACCCAGUGAGUUAUCAGAUGGAACAGCUUCUCGUUCUGGUAGUGCCUUGUCAUUAACCGGAGGAAAAAUUCCUGUCAAUUCAUCUUCGCAACCCGGUGGACAACAAGUUAGUAAAAAAGUACAACGCAGUGUAUCAGCCAACACUAAGCAUUCACAACGUCGACAAAGUCAAGAGGGAAGCGCAGUUAAAUCAUCAUCAAACAAAGGUGUGUCACGAACGACAUCUCAUCAUCAUGGACAUCCUUCAAGGAAUGGUCACACCGACUCUCCUAGAUCAUCAUCCGGCAUUACAUCUGCGUCCGCAGUACAAGAUAGAAGCGGAGCUAAAUCGGCCAUGGAAAAAAUAUCAUCCACUGCUCACAAUCCAAACAAAGCUGAAAUACCAUUACGAUCGCAACAGUCACAGCGACCCGAAUCAGCAAAGAAGCUGUCAGACAGUAUGAUGAGAAGAAACACUUACGUAGCUGGAGAAAGGAGACAAGAUAGAGUUGGUUCUAUUCCCACAAGCUCGAGUUCCCCUGCUUCUCAGUCUACUCAGUCCGCUAGGAGUCGGCAACGUAAGUCGCACUCUAUUGCUCAGGGUACCAAUGUAUUGGACACAAGUAAUAUUCGGCCCAACACUGCUCCUAACAACAAAAAUAUGUCACCUAGUCAUCGUACCAGUAACAGUGCUGCUUCUGGUAGAACAAGCACUGGUUCUCACAACAUUGGAUCUACGGGAACACCUGCCCCCACCAACACAAAUUUUCCUAGAAAUGCGAUGGAGCGACGCACAUACCACCAUGGCACUCGGGACAGGACACGGAGGACUGCCACCUAUAACGGACCUCCGCCGUCUUCGCCCUCUAUUAGCGAGAAUAUGUCUGCUGGUGUUGGAGUUGUCAGUGGAAGAGGUGGCAAUUCUGGAUAUAGCGCUGGUAGUUCGGGCCGUGCAAGAAACUCUGAAUUGCAACGGGAAGGGAGUGGAUUCUUCAGCAAGAUUACGUCCAAAUUUGGCCGCAGGCGCUCGUUACGACUGUCGAGACGCUACGAACGCCGUCGUAGUUUGAUGCUUCAGGAUUCAUUCGGCGCUAGUGGCAGACCUAGCAUACCGGAGACUGAUAAAGACAAGGAAACAAAACCCCGAUCACUAAGAUUUACAUGGUCCAUGAAAACUACAUCUGCUAUGGAUCCCAAUGAAAUGAUGAAGGAAAUAAGAAAGGUUCUUGAUAAUAACAGCUGUGAUUAUGAACAGAGAGAGAAAUUUCUACUUUUCUGUGUUCACGGUGAUGGUCAUGCUGAUAAUCUUGUGCAGUGGGAAAUGGAAGUCUGUAAACUGCCACGCCUUUCAUUAAAUGGAGUUAGAUUUAAGAGAAUAUCUGGAACAAGCAUCGCAUUCAAAAACAUUGCUUCCAAAAUUGCGAAUGAGCUAAAGCUUUAGCAAAGAGAACGAAAGCUUUUUACAUGUGGGGCAUCAAUCUCUCAAGAGCCUGAAUAGAAACCUCACACCUUCUAUGUAAUCUAUAUGCUCCAAGAUUCGAAAGUCUUGUCACAUCUCUAGGAUUGUUUAAGAAGAGUUACGCUCUCUAGAGGCACCAUAGAAACGGGUGCUACGUGAACAGCACAUAUGGGUGAACUACCUCCUUUGACAGUGAUGUGACAAGCGAUCGUUUAAUAAGUUUCAAAACUGGUCUUUUCAACGAAUUUUUUUCUGUAUUUCGACAUGCCUAUCACUCAUUAUACCUGCUUAAAUUGUUCUAGGCCUAAAGAAUUGACCUUUGGUUGUGUGUUGUAUUUCAUACAUUUGGUCACUAGGUAGGAAUACACUCAUCUUAAUAUAUGAAUAUUAUCUUAUAAUUUUUUUCUGGCCUGUUUCGAUUCUGAAUAUUAUAUGUGCUGAUUUGUAUGUACCAAAACCAUGAAUUAAGAUAAAAAUUGCCCAUUUUCAAAUUUCAGAAAUAAAUUUUUCAGUUGUCAAAAACAUCCACACUCCAGCCUAGGUCUAAAUUAUUGGGCCAAAAUGAUUCCAUCAGUUUUUUUUUUGCUGUAUUUGUUAUUCUAAAUGGACUUUUUUUGCACAUACUAUAAUUUUGUUGGCAUCCAUGGUACCCUCGGAAUUGAUUAUGAAUUAUUUUAGACUAAGAUGAAUGACUACUCAUUUGACAAACUAAUUCGAUCUUCUCUAUUUCAUAAUCACUUGCCAUAUUUCUCUUAAUGCUUUCGUACCAAUGUAAGGAUGAUAUAUGCCAAAUGGUACAAGCAUUCACUCUUUACCAAAAUCGUUUAUGAAACAGCAGCCAUAAAAAAAAUUUUCAACUGAGCUCUGAUCUUAAGGCUAUAGUACUUCUGGAUCGAUGUUUUAUUUCAAGGUUUAAUGCCUCAACUUUUCGGUUGCUGAAUUAAAGUUAAAGCGAUUGUUAGUUUCGCUGUCUUACGCACAUUUUACUAUGUUGUUUGGACUCCCAUAUCAUAGCUACAAGUUAUCAAUGCCAUGGAUGUUAGUAGUGGUAAUGUGUAUGCCAGUCGUAUUCUUACUUUAUUAUUAAUUAUUUUGUUUCCCUAUACGUAGGCACAUAGUCAUGUAUGACAACAUUGACGAUGCGAUAUUGUGAAUUUACACUAAAACUUUAUAUAUAUUUUUUGUACUUCAUUUCAAUGUCUUGUUGAGUGAAUUUGUUUGGGACAGUCUGUUAUCUCAAUCAAGUCAAUCCUAAUCUGGCAGACUUGCCGAUUGUUCACUCUCAACUCUAUAAACUUGGACUAGUUAUUAAAUGCGCUUGGUGAUCUAAUAAUUGACUUUUCAGCAGCUUAUCUAUUUCAAACUUAUUUUUUAACCUUGUAAAGCUAUUUAAUAGGUUACCUAAAAUGACCCCUAAAAAUCAAGGACCUUUUCAGCAGUUGAUAGGUAUUUUAAAUCAUAAACCUUCUUGGUAUUUGAAUUACUAAAAGUCAAUUGUAGUAGAGUCAAGCAAAAUGUACCAUAUUUGCCUUUGAUAGGUAAAUAAUACUUAGAAUAAAUUGGUGCUCUUUUUCCAUGUUCAUCAAGGCAUAUGACAACAUUUAUAAUUAAUCGUAGCCAAUUCUUCCCUUCCUUUUCAUUAUGUUUAAUUAAAAUUUUCUGUAUAGCCUCCUGCGACACAAAGGAAUCGGGAAGUACGCUUUGUUUAAAAUACCACUAUGUUGUGUAAGAAUUUUUUAAUUUAAUUCAAAUUACAAACUCAACAUAUGGGAUGUCUAAUCAAUUCUGUUCUAAAAAUAUAUACCAGCAGGUCUAUACUGGUAAUUACAAUGUAUGUAUUCACACCGAGUAGUCUUGCAAUUUUUUAGUUCAGAGAUGAAUCUCAUAAAAUAGUUGGAAAAUCUUUUUUCUUGUGAAUCCAAAAAUAGAAUCAAGAUCCUUUCUCCCGUGCGUAUUUUGGUAAAUGCACCUAACUACUCUUACGCAUUCACUCUCUCAAAACUCAACAAAUUGAGUGAAGGCAAAGUCAUCAACAGGGUGUACAAUACUAAUUUUUUAAUAAUAUUUCUAUUUACCCCAUCUCAAUGGUGUUUCUUCGUAAUCUAUUCUUACUGUUAUUCUUGUUAUCAUAAUCCAAUUUCUAUUUGUCCGUUUAGUUCGUUUUGUGUUUUUUUUGCUUUUUCCAUUUCCAUGUGACUUUAUUGAUCGCUAAUAAUGAAAGUUUUUAAUAGUGUAAGGGGAAAUAUUUGCAGAUAUCACAUUAUAGAAAUAAUGUUCCCAUAUCAAUAAGUUUUUCACUACUCAAUCCACAACUGAGGUGUACUGGUGAAAUUUUAGACAUGGCUGAAAAUGACAACAUGCUUGAAGUCAUUGGUGUGAUUGAUUGUAAAAUAUCUCACAAUUUAGCUCAAGUUUGUAACAAAAAAGUUUUUUUGAUUAAAUGAAAACUUCAAAUUUAUACCUUGUCCAAUGAAACCACAGACCAAGAUAAUUGACCCUUUCAUAAGAAUAAAAAACAUUUCGUGAAAUCUGGUCUGAAAUAAUUUGUUUUUGCUACUCUACUGUGCAUGAUUUAAUUAUCUACAUCUUGCGAUUUGUUGCUCUUUUUCAUUGGUUAAUUUUACAAGAUGCUUAUUAUUAUAAACGAAAGGUUCAGGCGACCCUCUC